Messenger RNA from Bombina bombina (fire-bellied toad), 1291 nucleotides. Its product is annotated as maximins-S type B/C. Bases 1 to 678 code for a protein of 225 amino acids. The transcript has 8 exons. NCBI's taxonomy places the organism in Eukaryota, Metazoa, Chordata, Amphibia, Anura, Bombinatoridae. The record is from RefSeq and is a predicted model, not a curated record.
AUGGCCAAUGGGAAGAGAUCAGCUGAAGAACAAGAUUUGGCAGAAGACCUUGUUACAAGAGGUUCAAACAAAGGCUUCAAUUUUAUGGUUGAUAUGAUCCAGGCUUUACAUAAUGGGAAGAGAUCAGCUGAAGAACAAGAUUUGGCAAAAGACCUUGUUACAAGAGGUUCAAACAAAGGUUUCAAUUUUAUGGUUGAUAUGAUCCAGGCUUUACAUAAUGGGAAGAGAUCAGCUGAAGAACAAGAUUUGGCAAAAGACCUUGUUACAAGAGGUUCAAACAAAGGCUUCAAUUUUAUGGUUGAUAUGAUCCAGGCUUUACAUAAUGGGAAGAGAUCAGCUGAAGAACAAGAUUUGGCAGAAGACCUUGUUACAAGAGGUUCAAACAAAGGCUUCAAUUUUAUGGUUGAUAUGAUCCAGGCUUUACAUAAUGGGAAGAGAUCAGCUGAAGAACAAGAUUUGGCAAAAGACCUUGUUACAAGAGGUUCAAACAAAGGCUUCAAUUUUAUGGUUGAUAUGAUCCAGGCUUUACAUAAUGGGAAGAGAUCAGCUGAAGAACAAGAUUUGGCAGAAGACCUUGUUACAAGAGGUUCAAACAAAGGUUUCAAUUUUAUGGUUGAUAUGAUCCAGGCUUUACAUAAAGGGAAGAGGUCAGCUGAACAAGAGAAAGACAUGAAUUGAAAAUAAACCAGACAGCCUCCAUAAUCUCCCAGAGGAACUAUCUAAAAAUGAAAUCAGAAGCUUCAAGCAAAAGGAGGCAGCAAACCUUGUUAAAUUAAAACCAAAUCAUGUACUUAGUUUUCUUAGGUAGCAAGCAGAUAACAUUUGUAUAAAGGAUGUGAAAUAUUCUCAUUUACAUAAGUCUGCAAUUAAUUAGCCAACUAUUUAAUUACUAUAUCACAGUCUAUUAUUGUAGUUGUAAGACAAAUCUCCUUUCAACCAUGCAAAUAACUUGUCUAGAAAUAAAUAAAUAAUUUGCUUUAGUUUAAAAACUGAGAAGUCGAUCACAAUACUUUAGAAAAACGUUUCGCUACAGAAAACCACCAUUAAAGGGACAAUCUACACCAGAAUGUUUAUUGUUUAAAAAGAUAGACAAUCCCUUUAUUAACCAUUCCCCAGUUUUGCAUACCAAACACACUUAAUUUAAUAUACUUUUUACCUCUGUGAUUAACUUUUAUAUAAGCAUCUUCUGACAGCCCCCUUAUUUCAGUUCUGACAGACUUGCAUUUUAGCUAAUCAGUGCUGACUCUUAGGUAACUCCACGGGUGUGAACACAAUGUUAUCUAUAUCACAC